AUAUUUCACAAUCUAGUAAAAAUAAAGUACAGAAAUUCAUGACAGAAGUUUCUAAAAACUCUAGCUCAUCUAUUAGUAAUGCAGACAAUGAUGUGAUACCUACAACUUUGAAUGAAACAGAAUCUCAACCCAGCAAUAAUAGCUUUACAUUUUUAUACGAAAAACUUUGUAAUGCUAUAAUUCUCGCUGACCAUAAAAUCCAAGAAGCAAUCUUAUAUUAUUGUAAUUUUAGUAAAGCUCUCAUUCAAAGACGUAAUAAAUUAGCAUCAGAAAAACAAGUUGAUCCGGAAUCUAAUGUAAGAAUCGAAAAGGCUAAAAAGCUCUACAAACUUUUCAGUGCAAUAGGUAUGGAUAAAAUUUAUCAAAUACAUUCCUUUUCCGCUGAUAAAUCCGCCCUAAAAUCUGAAUUCUCUGAACCGAGUUCAGGAAGUGAUCAGCAAAUUUCUUGCAAAAAAGAAAAUAAAGAUUCAGAAUUUUCAGAAACAAAGGUAACUACUACAAUCACUUCCUCUAUCCUAUUGUCUCACACUUCUAAUUCGGGAGAUAAGUUAAGUAAUGAUCGAGAUUCUGAUGAAUCAGAAGUCAAGAUACAG
Dentiscutata heterogama is the source of this 593-nucleotide messenger RNA. The record is from the annotation of a GenBank genome assembly. Lineage: Eukaryota; Fungi; Glomeromycota; Glomeromycetes; Diversisporales; Gigasporaceae.